AUGUUGCAGGAGAACGACACCGAGAUGCCUGGGCCCGCUGGCGUACCGCAGCGCAAAAUGACAUACUUUGUGCCGAAGAGCGACAACUCCAACGAACAAGUUCGGGUGCCAAACGUCAUCGCUCUCGUCGGACUGCCAGCCCGUGGAAAAACCUACAUUUCUCACAAAUUGUGUCGUUACCUCAACUGGAUCGGUAUUAAGACCAAAGCGUUCAACGUCGGGGAGUACAGAAGGAAAGCGUGUAAUCUCGAAGAAGAGGGUGAGAACGAGUUCUUCUCACCGAACAAUGCCAGGGGUCAGAAGAUUCGAGAUGAAGUUGCACAGCUGGCCAUUAAUGAUAUGGGAAAAUAUCUAGAUAACAAGGAAGGAGAAGUUGCGAUUCUCGAUGCAACGAAUACGACAAGAGAUAGACGAAAGCUUCUCAUGGAAUUUUGUAAGAAUCUGAUGCACGACCCACCCUUCCGUGUCUUCUUUGUGGAAUCGGUCUGUGAUGAUCCGGAUAUCAUCAACUCCAAUAUUACCGAAGUCAAGAUCAACUCUCCAGACUACAAAGGAAUCAUGUCUCAAGAAGAGGCGAAAGAAGAUUUUUUGAAACGUAUUGAGAAUUAUCGAAUGCAAUACGAGCCGCUGGAUGAAGAUUAUGACGAGGAGUUGAGCUACAUCAAGGUUAUCAACGCUGGAAAAUCAUUCUAUGUGCACAAUGUAAACGGUCAUGUCCAGAGUCGUGUUGUUUAUUUCCUUAUGAACAUUCAUCUUUUGCCCAGAAGUAUUUAUUUAUCUCGACAUGGAGAAAGUGAGUACAAUUGUAUUGGUCGCCUUGGAGGGGACUCGCCACUCAGUGCCAAUGGUCUUCUCUACGCUGGAAAACUACGAGAAUACUUUGAAGCCGAGGAUUUGGAUGAUUUCCGUGUCUGGUCCUCUCAGAAGAUCCGUGCCGCUCAAACAGCGUCUCACUUGAAGGAUCUCGCCGGCCACACCGAAUUCUGGAAGUGUCUCGAUGAGAUUGACGCUGGGAUAUGCGAGGGAUUGACGUACGAAGAUUUCGAAGCUCGUUACCCGAAACAGUUUGCUGAAAGAGAUAAGGACAAAUAUCACUAUCGUUAUCCGAGUGGAGAAUCGUACGAGGAUCUUGUUGCUCGUCUAGAACCAGUCAUCAUGGAGCUUGAGAGACAAUCCAACGUGCUCGUCAUUUCUCACCAAGCUGUUCUUCGCUGCAUUCUUGCCUACUUCACCAACAAAAAUCGCGACGAUUUGCCAUAUCUGAAAGUUCCUCUUCAUACCACUAUUAAAUUGACUCCAAAGGCAUAUUCUUGCGAAGUUGAACUAUUCCCAUUCCCGAUUAAGGCUGCUGACACUUACAGAGAGAAACCUGAUCAGAAACAAUAA
This is a messenger RNA of Caenorhabditis briggsae, 1386 nucleotides long. The transcript has 7 exons. Gene Ontology annotation, biological process: fructose 2,6-bisphosphate metabolic process; fructose metabolic process. NCBI's taxonomy places the organism in Eukaryota, Metazoa, Nematoda, Chromadorea, Rhabditida, Rhabditidae. Gene Ontology annotation, cellular component: cytosol. Gene Ontology annotation, molecular function: 6-phosphofructo-2-kinase activity; fructose-2,6-bisphosphate 2-phosphatase activity; ATP binding. The record is from RefSeq and is a predicted model, not a curated record. Bases 1 to 1386 code for a protein of 461 amino acids.